GGUAGCGGUAGCGGUAGCAGUAGCAGCAUCACUAGCAAUAAUAGCCGUAGCAACAACAACAUUAGUAGCAGCAACGAGUACGAUAAGGGGUCUUUCGUCACCAGUGCCCCGGCGCUACUUCGCGCGUAUCCAUAAUGGCGAUAGCGAAAAUUAAGAGUUUUCUAGACACGAGUCUGAAAACGGUCUCGACGCCCCUCGAGCGGACAACGAGUACUCUGGAGCCGGAAGUUGGCUUGCGAAUCGUUCAUUCGCCCAACGAUAAGAAUCUAAGGGUGACGGUACUUGGUGCUCGGCACCUGCCCCAGAACUUCGGUUUCACGCGCGUCAACAGUUACGUCGUCAAGGUAAAACUUAUUCCUGGUAAAGAAAAAUUCGAAACCACGACGCGCAAUGAAUCAUGGCCUCAGUGGAACGAGGAAUUCGUGUUUUCCUUACGAAAAGAGAUAAAGACGAAAUUUGGUAAAUCGAAAAUCGUGGAGGAAGAAAUCGGGGCAUCCAAAUUUAUGGUUGCAACACUAUAUGCCAUAUUAGAAGACAAACCAUUGAUAGCUACUGAGAAAAAAGAAAAUGAAAAGGAUAAUAAAGGGAAGGACAAGAAGGAGACGAAGAAGAAGGAGAGCCGGAAUCCCGGAAACGCCACGAUGGCGCCAGAGCAGUCCAAAAGUGGUAGGCUGUUUGGCCAAUUUUUUGGCAAGGGGUCGGACAAGAUUAGCGAGUCCGUGGGCUCGGAAAGGAAGGCUUUCGAAAAACGGCGAACAAUUGGGGCAACAACGAUUCCCCUCGAUCAACGGAAUUUCACGACUAAGCCGAUUAAGCCCAAACAUCCGCAGGAUGUCUCGACUGGCGACAUGUGGAGGACUCUUAAGCCCAUUUCCAGCGGCAUUUCCGGGGCCGAAGAACGCAGGGAGAACAAGAAAGGCCAGGUGGAGGUAUCACUGUGCCAGGAGAGGAGCGAUAAGAAGGACGUGAGCAACGGUAGACUGGUGCUGACGUUGCUGCGACUGCGUUGCUCCCUGCAGUCGAUGCACGAGCACGAGGGCCUCAAGGGCCAAAUGUACAUAAAGAUGUCGGUGGUAGAUGGGGCCCGUGUGACGCACUUUUGGAAGAGCGAUCGCUUCGCGCCCUGCGUCACCAUGAAAUUCGACGCCGAGCAAGCGCAGGUCAUUGCGGAGAAUCACUACGAGGGUGCCUUCAACGACGUUAGCUUCGUUAUCAAAUUCGUCUCGAAGAACAAGAUCGGUAAGAAAAUUACUGUCGGGCAUUUUGUAAUUGGAUCAGAAGUUGGUGGUGCAUAUAGUGAUCAAUGGAAGCAAGCUUUAGCUAAACCAGGACAGCAAAUCGUGAAAUGGCAGUCUUUCGAAUAAAAAGAUCUGGAGCGCUUCAUUAUGUUUACCGUUUAUUUUAAAUGAAUCUUUUAGAAUCUUGUCCUCAAUGAUCUCGUUUCAUUGAAAAAUAAUUUCUUACACUAAUUGACGUUAUGCUGAUAUAAGUGAAUUAGCAUAUUUUAUACCUUACUUAUAAUUAUUACGAUA
Ceratosolen solmsi marchali is the source of this 1532-nucleotide messenger RNA. RefSeq lists its product as uncharacterized. The record is from RefSeq and is a predicted model, not a curated record. Lineage: Eukaryota; Metazoa; Arthropoda; Insecta; Hymenoptera; Agaonidae. The transcript is spliced from 5 exons. Gene Ontology annotation, cellular component: plasma membrane; exocytic vesicle. The coding region runs from base 135 to 1364 and encodes 409 amino acids. Gene Ontology annotation, biological process: calcium-ion regulated exocytosis. Gene Ontology annotation, molecular function: SNARE binding; phosphatidylserine binding; clathrin binding.